AUGUCUGUUCGCCGAUCUGGAAGUGCCGCGCGCCGCGUGGGCGUGCGGCAGGAUGAGGAGGAAGAUGCUGCGUAUGAGUACGCCGAUGAAGUCGAAAUGAAUCUUUUACACGAGGGCCUGGACAAGCUGGUGGACGACGAGGAAGAUGUAAUGUUUGCGAUUCGUCAGGUGGUGUCCAUCACUGACGACCCGACGCUUCCGUCGCUCACGUUUCGUGCGCUGUUAGUGGGCGGCCUGUUUACCGUGCUUGGCGCGGGCAUGUCGCAGCUAUUUUUUUACAAGUCCAACUCGGUCUCGUUCAGCUCUUUUUUCGUGACUCUUGUGACGCUACCGUUGAUGAAAUGGAUGGCGCGUGUCGUGCCCGCAAAAGAAAUUCGCGUGUUUGGCUUUCCCAUACAGCUGAACCCCGGCAUGUUUAACGCGAAAGAGCAUGUGUUGAUUGCCGUAAUAGUCUCGUCUGGGGCAACGAGCGCUUACGCGACUGACAUUAUCAAUAUCCAGGAGCUCUUCUUCGGGCAGCACAUGUCUGCGCUCCAGUCGCUCACGCUACUCAUUACCACGCAAGUGAUUGGAUGCGGGUUUGCGGGGCUUGUUUAUAACUUGCUUGUGCGGCCGCCGUCGAUGGUGUUUCCCAGCACGCUGGUCACAGUAUCGCUCUUUAAUACGCUGCACGACACCGAAUCCGCCUUGACGCCCGCGCGAAUGCGCCUUUUUAUUUUUGUUUUUAUUGCCAUUGGCAUCUACCAAUUUCUUCCAAGCGUGCUGCUGCCGACGCUGAGCAGUGUUGCGCUCCUGUGUUACGUGCACCGCAGCAAGGCGACACAAGUACUCGGCUCGGGGUACAAGGGCUUCGGCAUUGCAAACUUGAGUUUUGACUGGAACGUGAUCGGUGCCACUGGCCCGCUCUACCAGCCAUGGUGGGCAGCUCUUAACUUUUACGGCGGAAUUGCAGGGAUGAUGUACGUGGUGAUGCCUCUCCUCUACUUCAGCAACUUUUGGAAUGCGCGCGCGUUUUCUUCUCCCAUUGGGUCAAGUCUGUACACGGCGAAUCACACCGCGUUUGACGUGAACGCAGUGCUUCGUAAAGACAAUACGCUCGACAUUGUUGCGUGGGAAAAGCAAAAACCCAUGCUACUCACUCCAUUUUUUGCGAUAUCGUAUGGCAUUGCGUUUACCAUUCUCACGAGCACUAUUUCGCACGUUCUUAUUUGGCACGGGAAGGAUAUCAAAAAGGCGUGGUUCAAUCCAGUGUACUCAGACAUCCACAACCAGCUGAUGCAAUCAUACCCCCUGGUCCCGCUGUCGUGGUACUUGUGGACACUUUUCCUGUCUUUGUUCGCUGCAUCUGUGCUGGUCAUGACAGCCCCGCUGCAAUUUCCGCUUUGGGCGCUGCUCAUGUCUGUUGGCAUGUCGCUCUUCUUCCUCGUCCCCAUCGGGAUUCUCAAGGCGAUUAGCGAUACAAGUGUGGGCCUCAAUGUCAUUACUGAGUUUGUUGCUGGUAUCCUAAUUCCGGGAAAGCCCAUUGGGAACGUGUGCUGGAAGUGCUAUGGGUACAUGAGCUGUGCACAAGCGCUCAACUUGAUUUCCGACUUGAAAUUGUCGCAUUACAUGAAAAUCAACCCACGCCACAUGUUUAUCGCGCAGCUGGUAGGCACCGUCAUCGGGUGCUUUGUCAAUUAUGCCGUGAUCUGUGUAGUAUUGGAUCCUGCGAACGGGUACAGGGCGUUUUUGGACGGAUCACAAGUGGAUCCCAGCGGGCAGUGGGACGGACGCAAGGUCCAGAUUUUUCGCUCUGCAUCGAUCAUCUGGGGCGCCGUUGGCCCCGCCAAGUUUUUUACGGGCCCAUAUAAAUACUUGUACUGGGGUUUUCCACUUGGGUUUGUACUCCCGCUGAUACCCUGGUACCUUCAUAAACGCGCCGAAAAGAAGCGCGGAGCUCCGCUCAAGCACUCGGUCUACAGCAGGACCGUGGUACCGAUUUUUCUCCACGGCACAAGUGCACCACCAGCGAUACCCACUAAUAUCAUCCUCACGGGGUUCUUCUGUGCGUACCUGUCGCAAAAAUGGGCGCGCGAAAGAAUGCCUGAUUGGUUCCACAAGUUCAACUAUGUUCUUUCUGCUGCUCUGGAUGCUGGCGCAUCUGUUAAUGCACUCUGUGCUUUCCUUCUUUCCAUCACCGUCUUCCGCUGGCUCAACCUUCCCCACGUCUUCUUCGGCGGCGCCGAUGUGGAGCAUUGCAAUGUGGAGUAG
Malassezia vespertilionis is the source of this 2250-nucleotide messenger RNA. RefSeq lists its product as uncharacterized. The record is from RefSeq and is a predicted model, not a curated record. The transcript is spliced from 3 exons. Gene Ontology annotation, molecular function: oligopeptide transmembrane transporter activity. Gene Ontology annotation, biological process: transmembrane transport. Bases 1 to 2250 code for a protein of 749 amino acids. Lineage: Eukaryota; Fungi; Basidiomycota; Malasseziomycetes; Malasseziales; Malasseziaceae.